GGCCAGAGAAUGGCCUUGCCGGAGAUCCCCGACGAGCUCCUGGUGGAAAUCCUCCUCCGCUUCCCCACCGCAGCCGACCUCAUCCGCGCCUCGGCUGCCUGCGUCUCCUUCCGCCGCCUAAUCGCCGACCGCUCCUUCCCCCGGCGCUUCCGCAAGCUCCACCCCCCGCCGCUCCUCGGCUUCCUCGACCCCGAGCGGCACCGCUUCCACCCCGCCGUCCCGCCUCACCCCUCCGCGCCCGCGGCCAGGGCCGUCGCCAGCGCCGCCGACUUCUCCUUCGGCUUCCUCCCCUCCCCGUCCCGGCGCUGGUUCGUGCGGGAAGUCCGUGACGGCCGCGUGCUCCUCGACAGACCCCGCCGCCUCUACGCCGGUGAGGUGUUCGGACCUCUCUUCAAGGAAAUGGCUGUGUGCGACCCCUUGCACCGGCAGUACCUCUUGCUUCCUCGGAUCCCCGAUGACCUAGCCGCUUCUGUCGUGGGCGCACAAGGGUCGUGCUAUGCCGACUCAUUCCUCGUCCCUUCCGGCUACGACGACGAGGAGGAGGCAGCUGCUACGGAGGAGCCAUCAUUCAGGGUGAUCUGGAUGGUGCUGCUCCAAAACAAGCCGGUGAUCGCUGUCUUCUCUUCCGGCACAGGGCAAUGGCGAACCGUCCCAUCACCGACUUGGAGCGAGAUGUCACCUGGCUUCGUGUUAUCGACACUGUUUAUCUUCAUGAGGCGCCAUUACGCCCAUGGCUGUUUCUACUGGAUUUCAGGCUCCACUGAAAAAUUGCUGGUGCUUGACAUCCGCAGGAUGGAGCUGUCCGUGGCUGACCACCCGCCCUGUGAAAGAAAUCCGGCUGAUGAUGUGACCAUCCUGGAGGCAGGGCAAGGCACAACUCUGCUGUUUGUGCUUAAGCGCAGCACGUCUCCCGUUACUUAUACUGUUUGGCGAAACAAUGGUGGGAGCUCCACCCAGUGGCAGAUGGACAAGACAUUCUCGCUGGAUUCUGGGUCCUUGCUCACAGGUGCAGUGGGGAGGCACUUGCUCCUAUAUCAUGGCGGAAGCUCAGUCAAGCGAGAUUGUUCCACGCAGGACGUUGACACAUUCCAGCUUGACAGGGUGUGUGCCACAUUUCCCAAACCGUCACACGCAUAUUGCAACCUCCCGCCGUCGUUAUUAUCAUCACCGACAGUGUCAAGUGGCGCACGCCGCGUCUGCGCUGAUGCCCAGGGAGCAGGGGAUUAUGUGCUGGUGCCUAAACUACGAGAAGCUGACCCUGGCGGUGUGCAAGGACCUGUUGUUGCAGCGGCUGCCCGAGCUCCGCCCCCCUCUUUCGUCGUCGAAGCCACACCCCAUGCUGAUGUCCGGGAAGCGGGGGACGCUGUGCGGACGCUUGAACCACGAGAAGCUGGCUCCGGAGGCGUGACCUUGUGCAGUGCAGGCACACCCCAGGGAGCGGGGGACACUGUGCCGGUGCCUGAAGCAGGAGAAGCUGGCCCUGGAGGUGUGCAACGACCCGUCCUCUCAUCUGCCGCCCAAGCCCCAAACCCCUUGCUCGACAACAAUGGCGCGGAGGCGGGUCGUGGUGGGGCCAGAAGGAGGCGCUGGGGCUGGGGCUGGGGCUGGGCCUGCGGAGUCUGCAGGGGCCGGGUAGCCGAGGUGCGAGGAGACGAGGGACCGGAGUAGUAGUUCCAAGGCGUCCUGAAUGUGGUAGGCUGCUAGCUAGAUGGUGACAUGGAGCGACCUGAUGAUCCUUUUUGUAAAGCUUAUUUGCUUGAUUUGUGCCAUGUUGGUCGCUGGGUACGAGCGAGGCACACGAGCAAGAGUGGCAGGAUAUGACUGAUCGACGGUGCAGUUCAUCUUCUGUCGGCAAACCCAUUAUUACCUGGCAACAAGUACUUGAUUGCCGAUUUUGUUGUGGACAGGGCUGGACUUGGUGUUAGGAAGUAACCGACAGUAGCAUGAACUUCAUCUUCAUGAACUGCAAGGGCACUCAGGCAUGCUCUUCAGGUACAGUUUCCAUCUUUGUUUUGUGCAGCAAACAAUCUGGAUUCAUUUGUUUAAAAGAUGAUUUUGACAGCUUGGCAUGGGAGUACCACAUAGAUAUAGGUUAGAAGUUCUUUGGAUCCUGGAGACAUGCACAUAUGUAU
Molecule: messenger RNA, 2132 nt
Organism: Triticum dicoccoides
Lineage: Eukaryota; Viridiplantae; Streptophyta; Magnoliopsida; Poales; Poaceae
Exons: 4
Coding region: 10-1668 (552 amino acids)
Molecular function (GO): protein binding
Source: RefSeq, a predicted model, not a curated record